AUGGCAUCCACAGCACCAGCAAAGAAGCCACCCGUAAUCCCAGCUGUCCUCCUCCUAGGAAGUGCCAUAGCAUGGCCAAUCCUCGAGUACCGCGCAUGGCAAUACUACGACCUCGGCCUCGGCAACGACUACGACUGGAAGAUCGAGUCCCUCAGUGAUCUAGGAGUCGACUACCGUCAAGUCCAUCCCCUGAAGCAUUACAACAUCACCUCAUACCGCCACCAGGAAAUGAACGCUGCCAUCAUGCAAGCCGGAACCGUCUUCGCUCUUGCCCAAAUUUACUACCUCAUCACCUCAAGGCAGCGAGCGAACCAGCAGACAGCCUUGCUCAGGACGCUUCGCCUUCUGCUGAGCUUGGUCUACGCUGGUGGGAUGUUCCUGUUCGCGUACAUCCACGGUGGGCCGAGGGAGAGGUUCUGGGAGAUUAUUGGGUGGCAUUGGACUGGGUUGGCGAUGGCGGGUCUUGCUGGGAACUUGAGCUUGAUUUUAGUGUCGAUUAUGGCUACGACGAAUGAGAUCGAGAAUGAUGGGUUGUAUCGACUGAUUAGCUCGGCUCUUGGUGGGUUUGGACUGUACAGCUUUUACAGGUUCAAUACGCUGGGCGAGUGGGAUUUCCAGACGCAGCUGGGGCUGUGGCAGCGGGGCACGAUUUAUCCUGUCUUGGCUUGGAAUGUGGCGACUGCGUUGUUUACAUUUGGAGCGCAGUUUGGCGAGAGCGCUGGGAAGCCGAAGAAGGCGUGA
This is a messenger RNA of Fulvia fulva, 741 nucleotides long. RefSeq lists its product as uncharacterized. The record is from RefSeq and is a predicted model, not a curated record. The transcript has a single exon. Lineage: Eukaryota; Fungi; Ascomycota; Dothideomycetes; Mycosphaerellales; Mycosphaerellaceae. The coding region runs from base 1 to 741 and encodes 246 amino acids.